This is a messenger RNA of Hydra vulgaris (swiftwater hydra), 1794 nucleotides long. Its product is annotated as zinc finger protein Xfin. Gene Ontology annotation, biological process: regulation of transcription by RNA polymerase II. Gene Ontology annotation, molecular function: DNA-binding transcription activator activity, RNA polymerase II-specific; RNA polymerase II cis-regulatory region sequence-specific DNA binding. Gene Ontology annotation, cellular component: nucleus. Lineage: Eukaryota; Metazoa; Cnidaria; Hydrozoa; Anthoathecata; Hydridae. The record is from RefSeq and is a predicted model, not a curated record.
UCUUUCCAGAUUCCAGAAAGUAAACUGUUUAUUUCAGAAUAAUAGUGCUUCUAAAAGCUUUUCAAGAUGCCAAUAUACUUUUAUUCUUCGAGAUAAAUUUUUAAAAAACUUUUUAACAAUAUUAUUGUCAGACUAUGUAUAUAUAGUUAAGUCUAACAAUCGUGAUAUUGAGAAACAAACAGGCUCAACUAAGUUCAUAAUAAUGGAAACUUUUUUAGCAUUUUCAUAACUUUUAUUUCACAUCCCAUUUUACUAAAUUAUAGACCAAAGUUGAUAUAAAAGUUCUUCAUACUAGCAUGUUCACACAUUCUUCACACCAGCAUGUUCUGAAAUUAUGGUUAUGCUUGUAUUUUUCAUAAGACCAAGGUCACAGCAAAUGACAUUUAGUUUACUCAAAGUUAACCAUGAAGAUGACAAAUAGAUAGCAUACAUCCAAUAGCAUAAACAAAAACUAUGAGUGCAUAUUUAAAGCAACGUUCAUUCCGUAAACUCCAUAAGUUAGAAGAUAUUAUCGAAAACUUAAAAAAAUCUAGAAAUGAUCUUGAAGAGUCUAAACGAGCUAAAUUUGACUUGCAACAGGACAGUGAACAUAAACUUUUAGAGAUACAAAAACAACAACAAUAUAUUGAGUUUAAAAGACAACAAAUAAUCGAGUUCAAUGAAAUAAAUGAUCAACGUUUUAAACAAUCGCUUAAAUACGAUCAACAAGUAAAUAACCAACGUUCACUUGAAAGAAAAAACAACGUAGUUAAUUCAAUAGCGUAUUCUGUAACUCAGAGUGAUGAAAAUUUUCAGCUCGCUUCUCAGGUUUUAAAACGUUAUGAUAGUAGACGUUUGAAAGACACAUUGUUUUUAGGCAGAGUACCAUUUAGUUAUAGUAAUCAAUUAAACUCGUUGGUUCCUCCAAUCAAAAACGGCAGAAAAAAUCUAAUUCAACAAUCUAUCUUAGAAGAUAAAAUUUCUGAAACUAAAUGUGAAAAAUGUAACAAAAGAUUUUUUCGCAGAAGUCAACUCGUACGACACAUUUCAAAUCACGUGGUGCACGAGUGCACCAGAUGCAAAUCUCUUUUUUAUUGUGUUAGAAAGUUCAAAAGACAUAUAGCAACACAUGAAAGUUGGCCUUGUGAAUUUUGCAACGAAGUCUUUUAUGAGGCUUCUGCAUGGUAUAAACACCGUGCAGCCCACACAAUGGUGGGAUGCGCAAGUUGCAACACUAUUUUCUACAAUAAAAAUACCCUUUUGAAGCAUAAAAUGGAACAUAUGAUUUUUCUAUGUCCGUUAUGUCAUGGAGUUUUUGAAAACAUAAAUGAAUGGUCUAAUCAUAGAGUUUACAACGAUAAACCUUGCGGUAGUAGCAUAUUUUCUCCAAAUAUAAUAUGUAAAGUAUGUCGGAACACUUUUCAUAAACAAGAUACGUUUUUAAACCACGGGUGUAAGUUUUAUACAGAACCGUUUCGAAAAAAAAGUCGGUGUGUUUUCUCAAAAGAAGACAUUUCCGAUCUAAUUGGUUUUGAAAAAGCAAAAAUGUGCUAGAAGCAUUGAUCUUUAGCGGCAAUUUUCUUUUAGCGGAACAAUUUUAGUAUAACAGAACCUUGAGCGCUUUUGCGCAUAUCUUUAAAAUCAAACUUUCAUAUUCAAGACAAACCCAGAUUAAUAUUCAAACGAAAAAUUAUAAGUAUUUACUAAUUGUAUAUACUCGUCAUUUAGUUUUACUAACAAAUUAAACUUUUUUUUAGUUUCCAUUUUUUUUUAUUAUUAUUAUUUUUUUUUUUACAACAAUCAUUGUUAUGAAUU